GUUUGUUUGGGUUUGGUGAGACUCCUCCACUUCCUCUCCCACUCCCCUCUGGGCUCCGUGGCUCUGCUGGACUUCCAGCCCCGUCAGUUCGUCAUGGUGUCUGGGGAGCUGAAACUCACAGACCUGGACGAUGCCAGCGUGACGGAGCCCGCCUGUCAGACGGACCAGGACUGUGUCUUACAGUUCCCCCUCCGCAACUUCAGCCAGCCCUGCUCGGCGCAGGGAGUGUGCGAGGGCCUCAACGAGAUGAGGAAUCUUUACAAUGCCUACAGGUAAUACAGCUAGCUGCUCUGUUAAGCUAAUUUGUUCUUAACUGACUUGCCUAGUUAAAUAAAGGUUAAAUAAAUAAAAAAAUAUAUGCAGCUCAAUGGAGAAAUUUCAUUGAAAGUGAAUUUAAGUACAGGAAUAGGCUUAAUAUAAGUCUAGGAAACCAGCCCCUUGGUAAAAAAACGAAACAUUGGUAAAAAAAAAAACAAGAAACCAUUGGUAAGGUAGUCGUGAUGUUGCAUCAUAUCCCCAGUCUUUGUUGGUUUAGCUAGAUCAUACCUCGCUUUGUUCCAUUUUGAAGGCUACAUGUAUUCACUCAUGAUCCUGACAGGUUUACUGCACGCUUGUUUUAACACUGUGAGGAGGAGUCAACAUUGCUUCUUUUCCCCCGCCUCAGGUAUUUCUUCACCUACCUGUUGCCUCACCAAGCCCCACCUGCUCUGAGACAUCUGGUGGAUCACAUCAUGAACUCAACGGGUGAGGACUGGAGUAGACUGAUCGUUAGUGAUGUAGACUGAUCGUUAGUGAUGUAGACUGAUAGUUAGUGAUGUAGACUGAUCGUUAGUGAUGUAGACUGAUCGUUAGUGAUGUAGACUGAUCGUUAGUGAUGUAGACUGAUCGUUAGUGAUGGAGGGGGGGAAAUCGAUACAGUUACAUAUUGGGAUAUUAUUUUUGAUGAUAUAUCGUAUUGUUUUGACAAUAUCGCAGUAUUAUUUUUGUGCUGGUUGGCUGUGCACCAAAACUCUAGUAGUUUCCUUUUAUAGCUCGUUCUCCGUCUUCUUUUUAAAUAGGGAGCCAAUUUGUUUUCAAAACUUUUAUUUCCAUGACUGAUCAAAAAUAGUUUUCUCAUGGCUCUCUCUUGUCCAUCUUCAGCAGACAUAUGGUGAGCAAAAUGUUUGGAACAUCGAAUCACAAUAAAAUCACAGUAUAUAAUCGCAAUACAUAUAGAAUCAUGAGAAUCGCAAUACAUAUCGUAUCGGCACCUAAGUAUCGUAAUAAUAUCGUAUUGUGAGGUCCCUGGCAAUUCCCAGCCCUACUGGACAUGACCCGCCAUUGCUAUUAAUCCUCUGAAAGACAUAAUUGGCCUUUUCAUAUGUUAGAGCCCAGAGUUUUUCCCUACAACUGUAGGCCCUGCACUUCCAUGUGAAAAAUAUAUUUUUUUUCCCUGCAUAUCAAUAUAACUAGGGCUAGGGCUGUUACGGUGACCGUAUUACCGCAACACCGGCGGUCACGAGUCUUGACCACAGUCAAAUUCCACAUGACCAUUUAGCCUUCUCCAAGUUCUGAUGCUGCUGAUGGUCAUUAGUAGCCUACCAAACUUGCUAACUGCCUGGUACUCAGCACUCUGUUGUCCCGCUAAUCACUCUGACAUUAAUGGAAAUGUAUAUAGGCUAUGCAAUUGCGUGAGAAAACAGAGUUUUGAUGGCCUCUAUUAAAAAGAGGAGGAUCCCAUUAGCUUUCUAUAGGCUAGGCCUACCAUAUUUAUUUCUCAACAUUCCUAAUAUUAAGCACAUUGCUUCUCUUUACAACAGGAGUAUAGCCUACCUGGCGGGCAUGAAAUUGAACCACGGGAAAAGCGUCCUCCAUUCGCUAUUUAAGUGCAUAGAUGACAUGUAUAACUUUUUUCUGCCCCUGUUCUGAGACAGGUGUAUGAUAAGGGUCCAUUCUAAAUGAAAACUAAUUUCACACAUUAUAUUACUUAGUAUAUGUAAAGACAAUAUUAAAAUCAAGAAUAGUCUGAUGGGUGACAAUAUUAGGCUAUCACUUGUGAAUUACAGUAUGUAUUGUCACUUGUGAAUGAUGCCCAGCAUGUGCAGUAAGGCAAGAAACAGCGCACACCUUUUUUUUGCAACUUUUUUAAAUCAUAGUCGCACACCUCAUGUAGCCUAGCCCAUAGGCCUAUAUGGUUUGUAUCACAACUAAAGUGGCCAAAUAACGUCUUAAAAUUAAGCACAUUAAUACGCUUUACAACUGGAAUACAUAGGCGGCGCGUGAGUUUCAAGUUUGGGGAAGAUAAUUUUCACCAUAAAAAAUGCACCUUUUAUAAUAAAGCAUUACAUGCAUAAUCGCAUUUGCGGUCACUUUUGAGAACAGUGUUAUUCCGCUAAUUGAUGACAUUUUGGAACAUUCUCACUUAUAGCCUACUGCCGUGUGCGCAUUGCUGCGCUUAUAAUGUGAAGAAAUAGCCUAAUAGUUUAUCAACAUUUUAAGCUAAACGUUCUGAUCUGUUGAAUCAGCCUCAUUGCUUUUUAAACGUUUUUUUAAUGCGAGUGGUUGUAUUAAUUUGGGAUCUAUUUCAUCCCACAACUGUCCCAGAGUAUGUUUGGAAUAUUUAUUUAGAAUAAGUCAACUUUUGUACUAUGGGGGUUAGUAGAUUGACAUAGGCUAGUGCUUUUGCUGUUCGUUAGGCCUACUCAUCUUGUUGGCUGACGAAAUGUAAAUGUCGACAGUUUUUCUAACAUAUUCAAUAUGCGCCUCGGAAUUUGAUAAGAGGGACGCGCGCAGUUGAGUCCCCAAUGUCUUCACUAGUAGCCUACUUCAGAGCUGAGAUGCCUGUGAGAAGGACCCAAUCACGUGACGGGCAUUGGCUAAUAAUAAUUGAGAUAUCUGAGAGAGCCAUGUGAGUGAGCGGUGCUUCAGAGCACGGCGAUUGGCAGCCAGGAGAAGGGAAAUAUAAUUAUUAUAUUCAGCCCAAGGGCACAACGGCCACUUUGGCCGCAAAAGGCAUGGAUUUUUUAGGGGGCAUUACGGCAAGGGGGAUGCCGCCGGGAAUUCGAGGCCUGGUGAGAAUAUUCUUAAGUGCUUGCCAAAUUGUGAAUGAGAGACUGAUGAAGUGUGUGCAGCCUGCACAAGAAACAAAGCAGAGCUCAUGCCUUUCAUGCAACCUUUUUUCAAAUCAUCAUUAGUCGCAUCAUGCAGCCUUAGAAUGUAAUAAAAAUCAAAACAUAUAGCUCAACAUUUGUAUCACAACUAAAGUUGCAUAAAUAACUCUAAAUGAAGCACAUAGAAGGACCUGUUUCUUUGUUAACCGCUCAACACAGAAUAGCCGCAUGUGUGCACCCUCGGAAAUCGUUUGGAGAAAAGAUCCUUUGUUUUUUAUUCAGCUAUGUUCAAUUUGUAUUCUUCAUAAUAUGAAAUAAUUUACAUUUACAUUUAUGUCAUUUAGCAGACGCUCUUAUCCAGAGCGACUUAAAUAAUGCCAUGGAAUUCUAACCAAAUCUUGUCUGCUAAAUGAACUAGUGUAGUCCACAGCCAUAUGGCAUAGCCAGAUCAGGACCUAACAUAAGGACAACUCAUAGAAUGCUAUUAUGUUCUUCUGAAAUAGACUACAUUUUCUUCAUAUAAUGUUUAUUUAGGCCUGUCUAAAAUAAAUAAUGGAUUUAAUGUGUUGGUGUAGGCUAUAUUACAUGGAUUUAUUAUACUUUUUUUAAAUGUAGAUGUUCCAAAGGUCUGCAUCAGUGGCUUGUAGGCUAUUCGUGGAAGCCAGGAGAUGCUAAACGUUUUUGUUAAUAACGGUCAAUUACCGUCAGACUGUCAGUUAUUUUCUUGACAAUCACCAGCUGACAAAAUGUCAUGACCGCCACAGCCCAAACUAGGGCUAGGUGUUUGGACCGACCACAUGGGCCUGCCUGACCAGGGAAAAACACUUUUUUUGUUCACAUUUGUGUGGGGAAAUAUUAUUGUUCACAUAUAUAACCAAGCAUAUGACUAAUUCCAGUGGUGUUUCCACUCACUGCCUUUUUCUGUGCUGACCUGUGUUUCUCCAGGAGAGAUGAAAGGGGGUGUGAAUGACACGUUAGAAGCCUUUGAAGACAUGCUCCAUCUGUACAAGUCCGGACAUGCACCUGGACAACGUGCCUCCAUCAUUAAUCAGAGGUAAUGUGCUAUGAAAAAACCCCCGUCUUACUACAGCCUCUGGUCUAAAUGGCUUUUUUACAGUGCUCUGGACCCCUCCCCUCCAAACUCUCCAGCCCUUCACUCUAUGAAAUAUUAAUAACUAAAAAUGACCCGGCUCAGAUCCUGCAGUGAUAUUUUCCAUGCUCCAGCGCUGGGUUAUGCAGCUGCAUUGUGAAUAGUGAUCAUCGUAAAACCUGGAAAGUAGACUUGAGUGGACUGAGCCUGGAAAUAUGAAGUCAUGUUUUAGACAAACAGUGUUUGUGAUGUAUUAACACUAUAAGCUGCUAGGUUCUGGCAAAUUAGUUCUAAAAUGUAACUGUAGCUCCAGUAUGUGUCUUCAGUUACAGGCUAAACGCAUUCCUGGGCCUAUAGAUCUUAUGAAUGGUCUCUGUAUGUUGAUUUAGCAUCGGGUUCUAUUUUGGAACGCCAUAGACAGAGGAAAUCCAGAAGAGACUCACUGUCCCAAGGCUUAAAGUAAAACAGAUAAACCUAAUGUUCUCCCCCUUUUUCCAGAUUAUUUUUUCUACUGAUUGUUCUUUAUAAAGGAACAGUGUGUUUCUGGAGCUCUAACCUGUCACCAUUUUGUUUCCAGUGACAGGCUUAAUUUUUCACUUUUAAAGUGAGCCUCUGUUUGCCUGACAAAUGCCCCAACUGAAGCACUUGUCCCCCCCCAUUAGUGUGCCCCCCAACAUUUCCAACCCCAGCCUUGUAGGUUUAGGUGAAAGAAUACCAAUGGCAUAACAUGACACCCCUGCCACCUUCCUCUCACUGUGAAUGAGUUGACUUCUGUUCUGAUGUUGGGUUGGAGGGGGGAGGCAGGCGCUCCUAAUUCACAUCCCAUGCUAAUGUUUAGCAGAUAAGUUUGUCCCAGGCCCCACAACGUCUCAGAAAGACCCUGGUGUUUCUUCUCCCUCCCAUUAGAUUAUGCAGUCACGAGAGGCAAGAGCACCUCUGGAAAUAUGCAAUCCAGAUGCUGGCCCUCGUACAACCACCAAGGCUGUCGGUGCAGUCGGUGCACAGCGCCAAGGAGGUGGCCUUCAUCUGUAACUCCCAUCCUCACUAGCUUCAUCCUGAACAACCAGAGGAAGUGGACAGGUUAGUGUCACUGAUUGUCAGCCUUGAGACAUUGACUGAAACGUGGUUGUCAUCAGGGGUGGAAUUGGAAAAUGACGCUCUGGGAAGUCAACAAUGUAACAUGCUUAAAUUCACCUUUUUAAAAACACACAUUUUUACAAUCAAAACGAUUUCAAUUUGGGAACUCCUUGUUGUCACUAAAAAGCGUAAAUCAUUCUCGUUGAAUCCCCUUAACGCUGAGUACUUUAAACCUGAUAUCAAGCUCCAGUUAAGAUUUACUUUAAUUCUGAGUCACUGAAGAACUUUACAUUUGUCUUAUUUCUUUCCCUUUGCUUGUCAGCAGGCCGGCUCCUCGCCUCGUUCCGAAGCGGUUUCAGCCAUCUGGUUUCAGAUGUGAACUCGGAGGUGUAUUUGAAAAAGAUGAAAGACUCAACAGGAACUACGGUAUAA
Messenger RNA from Coregonus sp. 'balchen', 5688 nucleotides. Lineage: Eukaryota; Metazoa; Chordata; Actinopteri; Salmoniformes; Salmonidae. The record is from the annotation of a GenBank genome assembly.